AAAACUAGCAAGAAGAAGCAUUUGCAGCCGGUUUGUUUUUGAGUCGUUUUCGUUUGGAUCUAUAGAAAAACUGAACAAUCCGGACUUAUUACCGAUUUAUGUGAGUGAGGACACCUUGAACAAUGGCUCACCUCACCGGCACCCGCGUCAGCAGCUUUAAUGAGAGCUUCCUCAACGAGAAUGAGCACGACUCGAAUGCCGUGCUCAUGGAACUGGACAAGGGAUUGCGGAGCGCCAAGCAGGGAAUCCAGUGCGAGGCGAUCGUCCGCUUCCCGCGGCUCUUCGAGAAGUAUCCCUUUCCCAUCCUGAUCAACUCGUCGUUCAUCAAACUGGCCGAGUUCUUUGUCAGUGGCUCGAAUCUCCUGCGUUUCUGGGUGCUCCGCGUCUGCCAGCAAAGCGAGAACCACCUGGACAAGAUUCUUAACAUCGACAACUUUGUGCGUCGCAUCUUCAUGGUGAUGCACUCCAACGAUCCGGUGGCUCGGGCCCUGCUCUUGCGCACUCUGGGCGCCGUUUCUCGUGUAAUCCCCGAGAAGCAACAGGUCCAUCAUGCCAUCAGACGUGCCCUGGAUAGCCACGAUACCGUUGAGGUUGAGGCGGCCAUCUACGCCAGCAGCUGCUUCGCUGCCCAGUCCAGUUCGUUUGCCAUCAGCAUGUGCGCCAAGAUCUCGGACAUGAUUGAAUCGCUGCAGGUGCCGGUGCCGAUGAAACUGCUCCUGAUUCCCGUGCUGCGGCACAUGCAUCACGAAGCCACCACAGCUUCGCUGGUGAGCAGGCUGUGCAUGGAUCUGCUGCCGAAGUACCCGGCCCAGAGCUUUGUUGUGGCCAUUAUAGACACGCUCACGCAGUUGUCUUCCCGCACGCUGGUAGGAGUGCCUGGGCAGCUGGAUGUAUUGCUGGAUUUCAUGCAGGAUUUGAGAACCCCCGUGCGCAUUCAGGUGCUGCGCUCCUUUAACGAAUUGGCCGGCCGGCAAAGUGUUCAUGCCUGGCCCAAACCAGUCAUCGAAGCUCUCAUCGGUCGAUUCGAGCUGUGUACCAACUCCCAGGAGCAGUUCCUCUUCCUUUCCAUCUUGCUGAAGCUUAGCGAGUGCCCACUCACCUGCCAGCAGUUGCUUCGUGAUCAUCGCGUGGCCCUGCUCCGCCUGUGCAUCCAGUGCAUCAGCAAGUUGGACGACUAUACCACCGCCACCCAGGCCAUGGCUGUGCUCUCUGUUUUAGUGGCUUUUGGCCUGAAGAAGGAGGCCUACAGUGAGCAGGUAGAGGAGAUUCUUCACAUGGUCAACCUUCACAUGGAGGGACUGCUUCUCUGCACGGCCAAGCGGCCGGAGUGCACCCGGGAUUUGCGAAGGGUCCUGACUUACGGCAUAAGAAUCACCCAAGCUAACGCUGAGUUUGGUACCUCCUUCAUCGAAAUCGUCACCAAUACCCUGGGCGAUAAGGCGGCCUAUCCGCCGGCCAAUGCUGAACUGAUGUGUGAGGCACUCGUGGGUCUCUGCGAGCAUUUCCAGUUGCGCAAGUACGCGUUCUCCACGGCAGAGGAAUUAAUCGGAGAUGACGCCAUGGAGACUGAUGAACCGCUUCCACCCAAGGUAAAUCCAAUGCUGGCUCGCCUGCCGCUCAUCUUGCACAAGCUAAACACCAUAAUCGACCAAGAGAGCUGCGAGCAACAGUUGCGCACCGUGGAGAUUUUGAGUGCGUUGGUGCUUCAGACCACCAUGGGCUGUUAUCUGCCGCAGAAGGUGGUGCAGUGCUUUGAAAAGUGCCUGGGCAGGCUCAAUUGCUGGACUCUAUACAGGAUUGCACGCACUGCUAGUCGCUAUGGUCACCACUACGUGGCUGCUCACAUUUACACCAAGGUCUCCCAGAUAGUGAUCAGCGAUCAUAUGCACUAUUUUCUGGUGGCUCUGUCGCAGAUCUCGCAGGCGGAGUGUAUUCUUAAUUAUGGCUUGGAGUACGCGUACAUGCGAGAUAAUUAUGCACCGAAAGCGGCUCCUGAACCUUUGAUGCCCCUGAUGAAGCGUUUGGAAACGGCCAGCAAUCUCUACCAGCAAGCCCUGGCCAGCCUGCGGGCCUGCUCUUCGCCUCAGCAUCCGUGCACCUUUCAGCUGGAGUAUCUAAAGAUAAGGGCACAGUUUCUGCAGACCCUCCACCUGGCCGUGACCGUGAAGAAUGCUCAGGUGAUUGUGCCACCGCCGGCAAUAGCUGGUAGUUUGGCUCAGAACUCACGGGAUUACCUACAGAAGUUUGGGCAUGUCACGAAUCAGUUGCGCAAGCUGGUCAAGGCUUUAAAAGCCUGUGAGGAGACCUAUGCCAGACUCUACAAAUCAUCCUUUGAUGCGGAUCAUGUGACGCUGGAGUUUCUCGAGGUGGCUGAGUUCCAAUGUGCUCUUUUUGCUCACAUUAUUGAAUCGAUUUGCUAUGCCACUCCGCCGGAACCACCUGUUUUUCUAACCACUGGCGAUCACCCCGAGACGCGCUACUUCGCCGCCAGUUGCCAGCGCAUGGAGCAGAUGCAAAAGAACCUUCCGCAGGAGCCGGCUAAUGCCAAGACGAUUAGCAACCGACAUUUGGAUGUGAUCAUUGCGCAGAUCGAGAUAAUAACGAAGACUCCGCUUUGUUUGCCGCGAUACUUCUUCCAGAUUUUGCAGUCCACGCAGAUCAAGCUGUCGGUGAGUCCGCAGCCCAGGAGUGCCACGGAACCCGUGAAUGUCCAGUCGGGCAGUAAUCUGGUGAUUAAGGUCGAGGGUGUUCUGCAGCAUUUCAGCAAGCAGCAGAAGCACUUCCGACGUGUGGAGUCUGUACAAUUGAGCCUAACCUCUCAGUUAAUUACACCACCGCCCCGAUCCUCUCAAGAUAUGCCCAAACAGGCAGCCAAUGACACGGUGACCCUGAACCAAAUUGUGAAACCCCAGAGAGAUUUCCUCUCCGGCAGCUUCCUGCUGCCCAUCUCCAGUGGCGGGCACUUUCAGGUGACGCUGGAAACAUUCGUGGUGGACGAGAACGGAAUAACCUGGUGCACUGGGCCCAAAUCUUCGAUGGUGGUGCGGGUGCUAGAGGAUCCAACUAAGCAGGGAGCUCCAACGCCGAGCACUUCCCAAGCGGUGGGACAGACGAGGAGGUUUUGAACCAGAGCUGCUUAAGACUUAAAAUAAAAUAUUUGUAAAUAAAACAUGUAUUCUACAAAGGUAGAAUCUUUUUUCAGAGUUUA
Drosophila subpulchrella is the source of this 3208-nucleotide messenger RNA. RefSeq names its product integrator complex subunit 7 (gene INTS7). Gene Ontology annotation, biological process: snRNA 3'-end processing. NCBI's taxonomy places the organism in Eukaryota, Metazoa, Arthropoda, Insecta, Diptera, Drosophilidae. The transcript is spliced from 2 exons. The coding region runs from base 123 to 3125 and encodes 1000 amino acids. The record is from RefSeq and is a predicted model, not a curated record. Gene Ontology annotation, cellular component: integrator complex.